AUGGCGGCGGCCGGCAGCGGCGGCAACCGGGCGGACAACGGCUACGGCGGGCAGCAGGCGCGGCGCAGGAAGGGCCCGGGCGCGCUGGCCACGGGCUACCUCGUUAUCUACAACGUGGUGAUGACGGCGGGGUGGCUUGUUAUUGCAGUUGGUCUAGUUCGAGCAUAUCUGGCUAAAGGCAGCUACCACAGCCUUUACUAUUCAAUAGAAAAGCCCCUGAAAUUCUUCCAAACUGGAGCUUUGCUUGAGAUUCUGCACUGUGCACUUGGCAUUGUUCCCUCUUCUGUUGUUCUGACUGCUUUCCAAGUGAUGUCAAGGGUUUUCCUGACAUGGGCAGUAACACAUAGUGUAAAAGAGGUACAAACUGAAGACAGUGUCCUCUUGUUUGUAGUGGCCUGGACAAUCACCGAGAUAAUCCGUUACUCUUUUUACACGUUUAGCUUGUUAAACCAUCUCCCUUACCUCAUCAAAUGGGCCAGGUACACUUUGUUUAUAGUGUUGUAUCCAAUGGGAGUCUCAGGUGAACUACUCACAAUAUAUGCUGCAUUACCCUUCGUCAGGCAAUCUGGCUUGUAUUCCAUUAGUUUACCUAACAAGUACAAUUUCUCAUUUGACUACUAUACAUUCCUGAUCCUGGUCAUGAUCUCUUACAUUCCAAUCUUCCCUCAGCUGUAUUUCCACAUGCUGCAUCAGAGGCGAAAGGUCCUCUCCCACACUGAAGAACAUAAGAAGUCGGAGUAAUUCCAACUCUUUUUCAGAACUUUUCAAACAUCAAAAUGCUGCAGUUUUUCAAUACCCAGCACAUUUGUAAAGAGUAUACCAAGAUAAGUCAGAGGUAAAAGACCAAUAAUUUAGUGAGAAUAACCAGUAAAUCUGAUUUCAGUGAAAUUCCAGGAUGUCAAACACUGAAAUAAUUUUCAGCUUGCAGUGCUUCAGAAAACUUUAACUUUAUAUGGCUUGGCAGUUAACCUUUUCCUUAAAUGAUGUGCUAAAUGGUUUUCAUUUAUUAUUAAAUGCCUGAAGGUUGCAGUAUGAGUGAUGAAGUUGUACCCACUAAAUGCCUGAAUUGGGAUUAUAUUACUGAUACCUCUUUUUUAAGUGCUUGACUGCAUGCCAGAAAGUGUAUGUAUUGCUGUGAAAGCAAACAAUAUGCUCUGGAAUACUUCAGGAUAAUGUCAGAGACUUCAGUGGAGAAUGUAACCUGGGCAAAGUAUCAAAUUUAGAAAGGUAGGUUGUAUAUCUAAAAGAUGAAUGGGAACAAGAACAAGAAUCCAGUUACAGAAAAUUAGGGGAACGUGCUUCUUUAGGAAUUUAAACAGUACAGUUUCUGACCCCAGAGUGUGUUCUCUGAAGAUCUUGUUUAAGCUGAUCACUCAAAUGCUAACAUUAAUUCAGAGGCUGUAAUUCUUCUCUGAAACAUUAGAACUACCCCAAGUACUAUAUCCCUGAAUACUUUUUUACAUGUGAAAAAAACCCCCAAAAUUAAUACUAACUGUAACACUUCUAGUGGUAUCAGCAAUGAAGCUAAAUAUAAGGAGGUAGGUCACCCAGAAACAGGUGCAGUUCUCCCUUUUUUACUAUAAAUUCUCCUAGGUGCUUUCUCUGAGUUCUCAGGCUUAACCUUCCCUUGGGAAGGUAAAAGGAAAAUGAAAGAGCUGAAAAAGCCUUGUGGUGAGGCAGAAAGCACUAGUGCUCUGUGAGCUGUGCCCAAAGUCUAGAAGGAACUUCUGACUGGGAGUAGAAGGGUGGGGAAUGAUAGGAGCAAAAGGAAAAGGGAAAGGAGUGAAUAUCCAGCAGAGACUGAAGGAAAUGUAGGUUAUGGCUUUACUCUGUUAGGAAUUGAUGGCUAAAUAGUCCUGUCUGCAUCCAGUCAGUGUCAUUAGACAAGACCAUGUGGGCUUCUCUGGCUUCCCUCAUUACAUGAUUUAGUGCAUAAAAGAGGUGUGGUCACUCCCAAGCUACCUGCAGUGCUGCCUCCUGUGCCUGCCAGCACCUCCCCUGGUGGUGAGACAACAGCCCGGUUGUGUUUGACACAUCCCAGCUCUCCCUGAACGCAGCCAGGAAGUACUGAGGACACAGGCUCUCUGUUCUAGCAGAUGGGAAGAGCUAGAUUUACAAUUAUUUAGGUUUAUGCUUGUUAGAGCUAUAUUAAAAAAUAAAAAUAACUAAACUUGGUAUUUUUCAGUAAUUUUCUUUGGCUCCAUCAAAAGGACUGAAUUUUCCUAACUCCCACUAUAUAGAGCCUUUCCUGUUCAACACAAACAGGACUAUUAUAAGCAGAGAGAGGACAAGAGACAAUAAUAAUCUUUGCUUCUAUUUUCAGCAUUUUGGAGCCAAUUAUUGACUGGAUUAAAAAACACAGGAGGUUGGGUGUUGGACUUGUCUCCCAAGUUACAAGCAAUAGGACUAGAGGAUACUGCCUUGUGUUGUGCCAAGAAAGGUCUAGAUGGGAUAUUAGGAAAAAUUUCUUCAUGGGAAAGGAUUGUCAAGCAUUGGAACAAGUUGCCCAGGGAAGUGAUAGUCACAUCCCUGAAAGUAUUUAAAAAAAAACUGAAGAUGUGGUGCUUGGGGACAUGGUUUACUGGGAUUUUGCAGUAUUAGGAUAAUGUUGGACUCAAUCUUAGAGGUCUUUUCCAAACCAAACAAUUCUGUGAUUCUCUUACUGUGGCCAUACACAACCUCAAAAUGGUUUUGGGUUCAAAGAUGCAACAGUUCAAUUAAUUUCUGUAUUAGGUUAUGUGCUUUUGUUGUAUUAUUCUGAACUUACUGUUUGAAAGUGUGAACUUCCACCUAUGAACAAAACAUCUCCUUUUUCUUAUACUUGCUAUUAAAAAAGUUAGUGUCAAUAUUUCUGAAGGGUGUCACCUAAAAGAUGUGAUAUCCUGAUGUACUUAGGUUACUGGAUAUUGUCAGUGCUCAGCUCCUGAACUUCUCUUUAUUUGAUUUCUUUGCCCAAAUAAAAGAUUUGGUUUCAAAUUUAUUGGUCCAAUUUGGAGAUAAAAAAUGGCUGUGUAAUACUGCAUGAACCAAACUCCUGGCUCUGUUGAUGAGAAAGAUACAGUACAGAUCUACAGCAGAUAGCAUUGGCACCAUGGAAAAGCAGAGCAAGCUGCCAGUAGGGAGAAAGCUUCUACAACCAACACCUUUGCUGAAUAGGCUUUAUUAUGGAAUAUUUACUUUAAUUGGAAAUAUCAAUUUAUGAUACAAAUGCAAAUAAACUAUGGCCUU
Molecule: messenger RNA, 3228 nt
Organism: Cinclus cinclus
Lineage: Eukaryota; Metazoa; Chordata; Aves; Passeriformes; Cinclidae
Gene: HACD2
Product: 3-hydroxyacyl-CoA dehydratase 2
Exons: 7
Coding region: 1-741 (246 amino acids)
Biological process (GO): sphingolipid biosynthetic process; very long-chain fatty acid biosynthetic process; fatty acid elongation
Cellular component (GO): endoplasmic reticulum membrane
Molecular function (GO): 3-hydroxyacyl-CoA dehydratase activity
Source: RefSeq, a predicted model, not a curated record